CGGGGGGACCAUGCCCCGAGGCCGGCCGACCGCAGCAUGGCUCACGGGCCCGGCGCGCUGAUGCUCAAGUGCGUGGUGGUCGGCGACGGGGCGGUGGGCAAGACGUGCCUGCUCAUGAGCUAUGCCAACGACGCCUUCCCCGAGGAGUACGUGCCCACUGUCUUCGACCACUACGCAGUCAGCGUCACCGUGGGGGGCAAGCAGUACCUCCUGGGACUCUAUGACACAGCUGGACAGGAAGACUAUGAUCGUCUGAGGCCUUUAUCUUACCCCAUGACUGACGUCUUCCUCAUAUGCUUCUCUGUGGUAAAUCCAGCCUCAUUUCAAAACGUGAAAGAGGAGUGGGUACCGGAACUUAAGGAAUAUGCACCAAAUGUCCCCUUCUUAUUAAUAGGAACUCAGAUUGAUCUCCGAGAUGACCCCAAAACUCUAGCAAGACUGAAUGACAUGAAGGAAAAACCUGUCUGUGUGGAACAAGGGCAGAAGCUAGCAAAAGAGAUAGGCGCAUGCUGCUAUGUGGAAUGUUCAGCUUUGACCCAGAAGGGUUUGAAGACUGUUUUUGACGAGGCUAUCAUAGCCAUUUUAACUCCAAAGAAACACGCAGUUAAAAAAAGAAUAGGAUCAAGAUGUAUAAACUGUUGUUUGAUUACGUGAGAAAAGUCUGUAGUGGCCAAGGAAACUGUCCAUUUCUCCCAGAAAGCAUUUGAAAUGCUACAGCAAUGUCCUGACCUCUUACAAUGAAGAAGUUUAACCUGAGCGGGGAGGGAACCUGUCCUCAGCAUUCUCCAGAGUUCACUGAGAAUGUUUCUUAAAGGUCUAAGCGGCAGCAAACAGCAUCUGAAGCCACAAUCUACUCUAAAUAGUUUAUUUCAACUAGAAGGUACAAUCUCUCAGGGGUUUCAUAGUUAAAAAGCUACAAUCACAUCAUGUUGAAACGACAUUGAAAAAACAACAGUGCUGUAAAUGGAAACGCUUGGCUUUGACCAGACACAUUUCUGCACAGCCCUUAUGGAAUCUGCACAAAGAAAUAUCUCCUCCCCUUUCUCCUCUUAAUUGUUCUUGUAUGUAAGUUGCUUUCUAUUCCAGUAUAUCCAGAGUGGUGAGCUCACGAGGCCAGCCACGUAGCCAAAGGUCGCUCCAAGUGUACAGGAGAUGGGCCACACCUGAGGGAAGAAUUAUGAGAUCAAAACCAACCAAUGUUUCAUUAUUACUUGAGCACAAAUUAAGUGUAACAUAAACAUUUCUAUAGUGAAGCUUAAUGUGCUUUCUUAAAGAAUGCCAAAAGUUUAGUAGAUCAUAACUGCAUUUACCAUGAACACUAAAAAUGUACACAUUUUAGUUAAUGUGCAUUAAAGGUAACAAGGCUUCUGGCGACUGUAGAUUUAGUUUGAUGUUCCCCAAAUUGCAUGAAAUACAUGCUAAAGUACAAAUUUAAAAGUUGGGCCAUAGUUUGCCAUAAUCCUGAACUCAGUUUAGCUCUCUGAAUGAGUUGGUCAUUUUUCUAAUUCCCACUUUGGCUAUGUACAUCAAAUGAAACAAGAAGUGAGUAGACUGACUGAACCUUAGGAACUUUUCAAUUGUGUCAGAGGGAAGACACAGAAUCUAAGCAUGUUACAUGGAACGUGUGGGUACUCUGCUUCCAUGAGCUGCAGGUACUGUAGCCGCAGAGGGUGCAGCCCACAGCUUAUGCACACACCUAGAGUGUAGGGCAAGCAGAACACUACAGGCUUCCUGAUGGUUUCCCCAGCCAUGCUACACUUCAUUAAACCAGAACUAACUAAUGGUGAUUUAUUUUAUGCCACAGACAGGGUAUGUGGGUCCCAAAGUAAAAAGCCCUGUGUGAAAAAAUCUUGGAAGCAAACUUUGUUUCUUUUGUAAAGCUUAUUUGGUGUACUAGAGCCAUUUCUAACCUUUCUGUGAGGAAUAGGCCACCAGAGUGCACUGGAGGCGAACCACCAUGCAAACUGGCUGGUACCAUGUGGCUUUCUUCCUCAGGCUGCUGUGGAUCUGCCUUAUUCUAAACGCCAUGCAACAGACAGUCGUGGUAGACAAAGCUUCCAUGCGAACCACUCACGCAGUUGGGAAGCAUAAUUAACCCAUAGAGUGUUGCCGGCCUUUCUUAGGUUUCAAUUUGCUGUUGCUUCAACUACGACUUCCUUGUCUUUAGCGAGCUUCUGUUAUCUUCCAGGAUUUGUGCUUACAGCUUUGUCUAUUGCACAGAUUGGGUAAUGGAACACUAAACAUUGAUACUUGAAAAUGACAGCCUUAAAUGUUCAUACCAGUCACAAAUCUCGAUGUACUGUCUUGCAUGUGAGCUUUGUAGGAGUUUUUGAAGUAUAAGCACCACCCUCUCCCACUUGGCAGUGGACAGUCUACUGGACAAGAGCUUUCUCUUGGAAGUGGACGUUGGAUGUCUUUUUCUCCAAGCAGUGGUGGUUCACAUUAAGCAUCAUGGCCUUAUGUAUGCUCAAAAGGGAUUUCUGUAACUUUCCCAUUCAGUUUUGGUCUGUUUUUAGAUAGAAUUGAAAGAACCUGUAUACUGAGUUAACAUGCUAGCUAAGUUGUUACACCAAUAUGAAGGAAUCCCGACAGUAAAGUAUUAUUCAUUUCCAAGUCGCCUUUGGAGAUUUGAUGGGUUUGGGUUUUGGCUUUUCUCUUUUUCCUUCAAAUCUACAUUUGUGAAACCUUGGACACUUGGUGUAUUAGGCAAUGAAGUUAAAGUCAAGAACGUUCCUGCUCCAAGAGAAGUGGAUCAAGAAUCUGGAAAAUGCACUGGUGUCGCCUUGGUUUCCUCAUGUUCUGACCAUGGGACAUCUCCAGUGUCCUCCCAUUCAUGAGCUCUUUCCACUUUCUCCUGACUCACAGCAGACAUGUUGACAUCUCUCUCUUCACUCUCCUGACUCACAGCAGACAUGUUGAUAUCUCUCUCUUCACUCUCCUGACUCACAGCAGACAUGUUGACCAUCUCUCUCUUCACUCUCCUGACUCACAGCAGACAUGUUGACCAUCUCACUCUUCACCCUCCUGACUCACAGCAGACAUGUUGACCAUCUCACUCUUCACUCUCCUGACUCACAGCAGACAUGUUGACCAUCUCACUCUUCACUCUCCUGACUCACAGCAGACAUGUUGACCAUCUCUCUCUUCACUCUCCUGACUCACAGCAGACAUGUUGACCAUCUCUCUCUUCACUCUCCUGACUCACAGCAGACAUGUUGACCAUCUCUCUCUUCACUCUCCUGACUCACAGCAGACAUGUUGGCCAUUACAUUUGCAGCUUCACCCUCUCCAGAUGGUAAGAAUCAUGUAUAUAGAAUUCUCGAACUCUAAGCCGACGAUUGUAUCAUCUGAACCUGAGGUGCCUUAGGUACUCUAUUUACCUUGAUGGGGUUUGGAGUUUCCCAUUGCUUGUUAAGAGCUCUUUGUGUUGGUUAGUUAGUAUUUCUUUUUGCAAAAUCUUCUCUGCCACUUUAACCAAAAAACCAAAGAUUUGUUUUCUAUUCAUGAGCAGAUUAUAGAGAAACUGCCUUAUUUUCAGAAGCAUAUCUUCAUUAAAGGCUUAGGUUGCAACAGAAAUUCAGACUAAUCUCUGGAAAAACUCUUUCAAACUAGUGAAAUACCGGGGAAAGAAAUUACUUUUCAAAACUAUUUUAUUAACAUGAAUUGUGCUAGUGAAUGCACUGCUUCAAAUAAGGUCAUGUACGAAAGACUGAGAAGAAAUUAGAACUGAUUGGUGUUUGCACAGAAAAUUUGUUCGAAAGUCCUUUAACGUUUUUAGGGGAAUCUGGGAAUCUAGUAGAACUUGGCUAAUGUGUGCCCUUACUCUAUCCUCACAGGAACAUUGUAGCUUACUUGCGAUGAAUUAUCAUAUUUCCAAUAAGUAGAGCUUGAGUUUGUGCUAUUUGUUAUGAAUUAUCUUAGUUACUUUAGACACUGCUUCCAUUUGAGUUUUAAUUAUUGGUUUUAAAUACCAAAUUAAAUACUGGUUUGUUGGUUGUUGCUUUUUCAAUGACUGUUACUUCAACAGCGUCCCUUUCCUAACGUAUGGGGUCAUAAAUAAAAUGAAAUGCACAGUUA
Molecule: messenger RNA, 4077 nt
Organism: Peromyscus eremicus (cactus mouse)
Lineage: Eukaryota; Metazoa; Chordata; Mammalia; Rodentia; Cricetidae
Gene: Rhoq
Product: ras homolog family member Q
Exons: 5
Coding region: 37-654 (205 amino acids)
Biological process (GO): small GTPase-mediated signal transduction; cortical actin cytoskeleton organization
Molecular function (GO): GTP binding; GTPase activity
Source: RefSeq, a predicted model, not a curated record